UACAAGAAUAUACAAACCCAAUCGAUCGACAAAAUGCCAAUGCACCUAGAAGGAAGCUGCCAAUGCGGCGACGUACAGUUCGCCCUCGACUCCCAAACGCCGGUCCCUUACCAGCUCUGUGCAUGUGGCAUUUGUCGGAAAGUUGGCGGAUAUGGCGGGAGUGUGAAUUUGGGUGGGAUUGCAGAUAGCCUGGGAGUUUCCAAGGGGGAGGAGUUGAUUAAGACAUACUCAGCGAUCAAAGCACGCGACACAUCCAACGAACAACGCUGCUCAUCCGAGCGCAACUUCUGCUCGAACUGCAGUACCAUGCUAUGGUUGUGGGAUCAUCACUAUCCCGAGUUGAUUCAUCCGUUCGCGUCCGCGAUUGAUACGGAUUUACCGGUUCCCAAGGAGAUGGUUUGUGUUAUGGGCAACUCGAAGCCGGAGUGGGUACGGUGGCCGGAGGGAGCGAAGAGUACGCACGAGACGUUUGGAAAGGAUAGUUUGGAGGGAUGGCAUAAGAAGAACGGACUGUUUUACGAAUAGGUCUACGAUGCACAG
Molecule: messenger RNA, 540 nt
Organism: Aspergillus glaucus CBS 516.65
Lineage: Eukaryota; Fungi; Ascomycota; Eurotiomycetes; Eurotiales; Aspergillaceae
Product: GFA family protein
Exons: 3
Coding region: 34-525 (163 amino acids)
Molecular function (GO): carbon-sulfur lyase activity
Source: RefSeq, a predicted model, not a curated record